CUGUUUUUUUCUUUUUCUUUUUUUGCGAGUCCUUGAAAGGAAAAAAGAAUUGGGUCUUCUCUUUAUGAUGGUGAUUUAAUGAGUCUAAGAAUCGAGUCUUUUAUCUUCAAUCAACAGAUUGUUAUAAACCCACUUAUUCUUUGGCUAAUUUUUGUUACAUGGUUAGGUUUUUCUUUUCUCUGUUUGUAAUGGUGACAGUGCUGUUUUGCUGUUUGAAUUUUGGAGGCCAACUGACUGACUGUAAAUUGGAGUACAUACUAUAUGUUUGUUUCUUUAUGGUGUACUGAUGUUAUACUGAUGCAACUAUAAAUUAUUUGUUUUAAAAAAAAAAAUUUGUUUUGUUCAAUUUAAAGCUAGAAAGAUUUGGUUUUGCUUGGAAACUCUAUUAAUUGAAACUUUACUAUAUCCUUCAUUACAAGUAUGCAAGUAUGAACUAAUGGAAUUAACGAGCUUCACUCUGUCUUACUGUUUCUUAAUGGCAACCAUGAGCGGAACUUUGUUUCAUUCCCUCAAUAAUACCUGUUGAAAUUUGAGGUGUAUUUAUGCCUUCUUGUCAACUAGUAUGUAUGUCUCAUUCAUUUGGUAGUUUAACAUUCAUCAAUUGGCAUAAUGUAUUGGUGCUUGCAAGAAUUUAUUUGACUGAUAUGAACUUGAGAGGCAUAAGGAUUGAAAUAAUGUCCAAACUAAACUCUUUUAUGAAAAUGUGAAAUUUGAAACAUUUUAAUGAAAAUUUGAGGAACAUGCAAGAUUGUCAGAUGCGUUCUAACUUUUUCAUAUCAUAGGAAGAGCAGCAGGUACUUUAUCUCUAUAUAAUCCCAGAGUUCACUAAUGUGACAACAAACCCACUUGGUCAUUCAUAUGGGAUGCAUAAAUUGCACUGCUUAGUAGUGUUUGACUCAUUUCAUGUCCCAUUAUGAGCACGUAAGGAUAAAGAUUUCUUCCUUGUCCUGAGAGAAAGUGGUGUAGACUAUAAAAUACAGUUGUUGUGGAGAGGCUUCAGAGUAUUGAUGGGAACAAAGCGCACUAGGACUGCUCCACAAACUGAAAAUGUUGACCAACUUUCAGUCCCACCAGGUUUUGUAUCUCUGACGUCCUUUAGGCUGAGGAAAGUAGAAAAUAGUGAUCAGACUUGUAACUCCAUGGGCUCUGCAAGUGCAACCAAAGGAGAUCAAAUCCAGAUGGAUGCAGCAUUAAAUGAGAUUGAAGUCGCAUCACUGAAGAGAUCUAUUCAGCAUCGGCCGUGGAUGCUUGACUACCAGAAAAUGCAAAACCAGGAGGAAUCUGAUUCUGAACCAGUCGUUAUGAAUCGUCCUUCCAGAACCUCCCUCCCAAGAGGGGUUUCUCAUGGAUGUCCAGAUUGCAGUAAUUGCUUGAAGGUAAGGGCAAGGUGGCGUCCUGAGGAUGCAAGAAAGGAUGUACUUGAUGAGGCUCCCUUUUUCUAUCCUACUGAAGAGGAAUUUAAAGACACAUUGAACUAUAUCACAAGUAUACACCCCAAAGUGGAGGCCUAUGGAAUCUGUCGUAUUGUACCUCCUCUUACAUGGGACCUUCCUUGCCUUAUUAAGGAAAAAAGACUUUGGGAAUCAUCUUUUUUUGCUACACAAAUCCAACGGGUAGAUGGGCUUCAAAAUCACUAUGUACAGGAAAAAAUUGCUGGAGUUCACGAAAAUGGAACCUGUAAGAGGAGAAACAGCUUCAGAUUGGAUUUGGAAAGUGGAGUUGAUAAUGGAGGCACUAAUGGUACUGAUGGAGUUGGGAUCUCUGACAUUGAAAGUUUUGAAUUUGAUACUGGCCCUGAAUUUACUCUUGAAACUUUCCAGAAAUAUGCUGAUGAUUUCAAGAGUCAAUACUUUUGUUCCAGUAGUAAAGUUGUGGGCUCAGAUGUGAAUCAAGAGAGGUGGGAACCAUCAUUGGAUGAUAUAGAAGGUGAGUACGGACGAAUUAUUGAGCAUCCUACUGAAGAAAUUGAGGUGCUUUAUGGUGGAGACCUGGACACUGGAGCUUUUGGUAGUGGAUUUCCUACAAAACCUCAUUUCUCAGAAGUGUCUGAUAAUCAUGAUUAUGUGAAUUCAGGCUGGAACUUAAACAAUACACCUAGGCUUCCGUGCUCUCUUCUUUCUUUCGAAAGCUUUAAAACUUCUGGUGUUUUGGUGCCUCAAAUGAAAAUAGGAACUUGCUUCUCUUCGUUUUGUUGGAAAGUUGAAGAGCACCACUUGUAUUCACUCUGUUACAUUCAUUUGGGCGCCCCUAAAAUAUGGUAUAGCAUUCCGGGCAGUUACAAAGUUAAGUUUGAGGCUGUUAUGAAGAAACACCUACCAGAUUUGUUCGUGGAACAGCCUAAAUUGCGGGAUAGGCCGGUCUCAAAACUAUCCUUGUCAACAUUGAAGUCUGAAGGCAUACCUGUUUAUCGUUGCAUUCAGUAUCCUGGGGAGUUUAUUCUCAUCCUUCCAGGAGCAUAUUAUUCAGGUUUUGACUCUGGCUUUAAUUGUGCCGAGGCAGUGAGUUUUGCUCCCAUCGAUUGGUUGCCACAUGGACAGCAUGUUGUAGAACUCUACUGUGAAAGUAGGAUAAAAACUUCAAUUUCCCAUGAUAAGCUUUUGUUGGGUGCGGCUAGGGAAGCUGUAAGGGCACAGUGGGAAAUUUCACUGUUGAGGAAGAAUACUCCUGACACUUUAAGAUGGAAAAGUGCCUGUGGAAAGGAUGGUAUCUUAGCAAAAGCACUCAAGUCACGUAUCAAGUUGGAAGGCAAUAAAAGGAAGUAUCUCUGCACCUCUUCUCAGUCACAGAGAAUGGACCAAGACUUUGAUGCCCUGAUCAAGAGGGAAUGCAGCAUAUGCUUCUAUGAUUUACACCUUUCUGCAGUGCGGUGUCAAUGUUCUGCUGACAGAUACUCAUGUCUUAUUCAUUCGAAGCAGCUAUGUUCUUGUGCUUGGAGUGAAAAGAUAUUUCUUUUCCGCUAUGAAAUCAGCGAGCUAAAUACUCUUCUUGAAGCCCUUGAAGGAAAACUAAGCUCAGUCUACAAAUGUGCCAGAGAAGUUCUUAAACUGUCACUAUUCUGUUCCAUCUCUGAAAUUAGUUCACAAACACCAAGACCCACAAAAACAUCGAAAGAUAAAGAGCACAAACCCCAACAUGCAGCAUGGCCCAAGAGUACUGUUUCGAGCAUCAAGGAAGAUAUAAAGGCACGCAUGAUCCGAUCAAGAUCCCUGGAAGCACAGAAGCAGAAGCAGAAAUCUUCAACAUCUAUUUUUGCGACAAGUGCAACGCAGAAAUCUUCAAAAUCUACAUUUGCCACAAGUGCAACUGCAAAUGAUCCUCUUUUGUUAUCAUCAUCCGAAAGCUCCUUGGAGUCGGGGGCAUCUGAAAGUAGAAGUGUCUCGAGUUCCUCAGACUCGGGGGCAUGUAAUAAUAGUAAAUAUCUUUAGGAAAUGUAUAGUUCUUCUUGCUUCCGCCUUGAUCGAGCCUUGAUCGAACAUUACUGAAAGAGCAAAAACCUACAGCAAGCAAGCACAUCAGUGACCUGCUUCCAGCUCAAGCUGGGUUGUGGAGGAACAAAGUAAAAACCAAGCACAGGAAAUAGCUAUGCGGAUUGGUCUAUUAACAAGUGUAGAUUAUUACAGUAGCAUCCACCAAAAAUGGCGAUUUCUUACGAUGAUUAAGAAAUGAUCUUUUAGGUGACAGAAUUAACAGUUGAAUGUUGUCUCUUUCUUGAUAAUUAUUUGUAGGAGGAACGCUCAGCUAGGCCGCACCACUUUGAAGCCAGAACCAAAUUGACCCAAUUUUUCUU
Molecule: messenger RNA, 3787 nt
Organism: Ricinus communis (castor bean)
Lineage: Eukaryota; Viridiplantae; Streptophyta; Magnoliopsida; Malpighiales; Euphorbiaceae
Product: putative lysine-specific demethylase JMJ16
Exons: 10
Coding region: 1008-3425 (805 amino acids)
Biological process (GO): chromatin remodeling
Cellular component (GO): nucleus
Molecular function (GO): histone H3K4me/H3K4me2/H3K4me3 demethylase activity
Source: RefSeq, a predicted model, not a curated record